Molecule: messenger RNA, 786 nt
Organism: Marchantia polymorpha subsp. ruderalis
Lineage: Eukaryota; Viridiplantae; Streptophyta; Marchantiopsida; Marchantiales; Marchantiaceae
Source: the annotation of a GenBank genome assembly
AUGUCAAGUUACAGGGGCAAUAGAGGGGGAGGCUAUGGAGGAGGACGAGACGGAGGGCCGCCCGGUGAUCGAAAUUCGAGAUAUGACGGGGGAGGUGGUGGUGGCGGCAACAGGAAUGGUGAUCGGGGCUAUGGGAAUUCGAACGAGCACGGCGGGGGUGGUGGCGGUGGCGGGUAUAGGUCGGGAGGUGGUCACGGAGGCGGUGGCAGGAGCGCUGAGAGGGAGCAAGGAGGGUAUGGUGGUGGAGGCGGCGGUGGGGGUAACAACGACGACGGGAGGUCUGGGUAUGGAGGCGAGGUCGGCGGCGAGGAGCCUCCCCCUGUGAAAGUGAAGCAGUGCGACGAUGAGUGUGGCGACACAUGUGACAAUACAAGAAUCUACAUAUCGGGGUUGCCUCUGGAUGUGACUGUGGACGAGCUGAGGGAGCUCUUUGGAGGUAUAGGUCAGGUCGCAAGAAUAAAACAAAAGCGAGGGUACAAAGAUCAAUGGCCCUGGAAUGUAAAGAUCUACACAGACGAAGCCGGAAAGAAUAAGGGUGAUGCUGUUUUGACCUACGAAGACCCUUCGGCAGCACACUCCGCCGGAAGUUUUUUCAACGACCAUUCUUUGAGAGGGAAUAAGAUCAAGGUAACAAUGGCGGAGAAAUCCGCUCCACGGGCACCGACAAUGUUUGGGCGUGGAGGUGGAGGAGGUGGAGGCGGAUUCCGUGGUGGAUCUGGGCGCAACAAUAAUACCGGUGGCCCCGAUAGGCGCGAUGGUGGUGGUUACCGCUCCCGUCCCUACUGA